This is a messenger RNA of Cyprinodon variegatus (sheepshead minnow), 1028 nucleotides long. Its product is annotated as low affinity immunoglobulin gamma Fc region receptor II-like. NCBI's taxonomy places the organism in Eukaryota, Metazoa, Chordata, Actinopteri, Cyprinodontiformes, Cyprinodontidae. The record is from RefSeq and is a predicted model, not a curated record. Gene Ontology annotation, biological process: cell surface receptor signaling pathway. The transcript has 9 exons. Gene Ontology annotation, molecular function: transmembrane signaling receptor activity. The coding region runs from base 1 to 972 and encodes 323 amino acids.
AUGCAGUCUGAAUGUGAUUUUUUACUACUGUGCUUCACAACAAACCAAGCUGCUCUGACUGUGAGUCCCAGGAGAGCUCAGUUCUUUAAAGAGGACUCUGUGUCUCUGAGCUGUGAGGAGAACAACAGCUCUGCUGGAUGGACUGUAUGGAGGAACACAACCAAAAGAACAAGUACUCAGUGUGGAGAUGGAUGGGGGAAACCAGCUGGUUCUACCUGUAAGAUCAGUGUGACGUUCCCCUGGGACUCUGGAGUUUACUGGUGUUGGUCCAGAGAGGGAGCAGCCAGCAGCAGCAUCCAGCUCACUGUCACUGGUGGAUCAGUGAUCCUGCAGAGUCCUGUCCUCCCUGUGAUGGAGGGAGAUGACGUCACUCUGAGCUGUCUAACAAAGACCACUCCCUCCAACCUCCCAGCUGCUUUCUAUAAAGAUGGCUCCCUCAUCAGGACUGAGCCCAAAGGUCACAUGACCCUCCACCAUGUGACCAGCUCUGAUGAAGGCCUCUACAGGUGUAACAUCAGGGGUCAUGGAGAGUCUCCAUCCAGCUGGAUCUCUGUUGAAGAGAAAUCCAUCCCAUCCUCUCCAUCCAGCUGGACCUCAGCGACAGAAACAUCAAACCGUCCUGGUUCCUCUCCAGGCUCCGUGUUUCCAUUCGUCCUCUUGUCUGUUGUGUUUGUCAGUAUUGUGGUUUUGCUGAUCUUGUUGGGUUUACUGCUGAGAGGACACAUUAACAGGAAGCAUAGAGGUGAUAAAGAGGAAGCUGCAGAGGACGGUGUCACGUACAGUGACUUCAGAAUAUUAGACCCUAAACAACGGAGGAAAGAACCAAAAAAUGACCGUGAUCUAGAAGCUGUUUAUGCAGCAGUGAGAACAGAGGAUAUUCAUUACGGACAGAUCAGCAUCAAACAGCAGGAAAACAACCAAAGAAGAAGAGAGUUAAAAGAACCAGAGGUCUUCUACUCAUCUCUUAGAUAGUCCACUGGUUCAACUGCUGGCGUCCUGCUGCUGGUUACCAUCCAGCAAACACCUCC